This is a messenger RNA of Thelazia callipaeda (thelaziosis nematode), 492 nucleotides long. NCBI's taxonomy places the organism in Eukaryota, Metazoa, Nematoda, Chromadorea, Rhabditida, Thelaziidae. The record is from the annotation of a GenBank genome assembly.
AUGUUCAACGGACAUAGAAUGGAGGUACCGGAACCCGGUGCCAGCAGAAUUAUCACGCUUGAAGCAAUCGUCCGUGGAAUCAAAACCCCACGAACCAACGAGAAGUUUUUGUGUGCUAUUAUCCUUGAGGAACUGAACAAGCAAGCGGAUUCUGUGAUCACCAGUAUUGCAGGUCGUUCGUGCUCACAGAAACGGUUCUUGGAGGAGUCCAUGAAACGUAUCAAUUCACAAAAUGCGCACUUCGAGGAGAAUACGCUACACGAACAUGACGAGGCGAGACAAGAAGCCAUCGGAGUGGAAAGCAAGCAUAGAAAAGAAGAUAAGCCUGUUGAAUUUCCACAAAUUCCUCAUAGAACGGACUUUAACUGGGUACGAUGUGGAACUCCGAAAUGGGAAAGCAUGAUGAUAUCUGGCACAACGAAUAUCUGGAAGAAUGUUCCGGGUGAUGAAGUGCAUCAUACUUCCCCAUCUAAUGCCGAAUUUGGGAGAUAG